UCAGUGUUGCGAAGUAAUGACAUGUUGUCUGCUAUAUAUUUAAAAGCAAAAGUGUUUUUGUUAUAGUAAAAUCUUUACUAGUGUUUAAGUAUUCUUGAAAAAUUAUACAUUGGUACCUUUUUAAAUUUUUGAAAAUGGUUCGAGUCGUUUCUUGUCAUCAUUUCGUGUCUCAAGAUGUAUUUCUCUCGGAAAAUGAACCUACAGCGUUUUGUGGAGCUCAAGAUAAACUUCUGGUGUCUACAGUUCAACAUGCAGUAAAUGUGCAUGAUUUAGAUGCUAGAGGAAAUGUUCUGCAUUCAUUCCCUACUGUAGAUAUAGUUAAACAAAUAACUUAUUGUGAAUCAGGAAACUAUGUUGCAACUAUUGAAAAUAAAGUGUCUUGGCAUAGAAGUCUUAUUACUUAUGUUCGUGUUUACUUCAAAUGGUGGAUUGAUGCCAAUCAUCAACCUCUUAAAGUCCGUAUUGCUGGUUGUGCUCCUGUAAGUGAAAAUUCUCAUUCACCAAUUAAAACAUUGGAAAUGGUUGAAUUGCCUUUGGACAAGCCUGCUCUUUGUAUUUCAGCUUGCAAUAAAACAUCAGUUUUAGCUGUUAGCUUAGGUGACAUCAUAUCAGUUUUCUGUUACAGUACCAAAGUUCAUUCUGCUUUAAAGCAAACAUUCAAUGAUUUUGAUCAUUUUUUGGAUAUUAGUGUUCCAAUAAUUGUCCAAGAAUUAGACGUGUGUGAAUGUUUCUUUGCAUGCAGGUCUGACAAAACUGUGCAUGUUUUUAAAAUUAUUUGUGAAAAUGAUGAAGGUAAUGGAGAGGAAGCUACCAAUGAUUUAAAUGUGGAUUCUGAACAAUGUGACGAACAUUUUGUGGAAUGGAGAUUUGAAUCCUGUACAAAUAAUGGAUCUAGUGAUAAAGACUGGGAUGGACAUUUGAAAUCCAGACUUCAUCCUAAAUCUUUCCCAAUUAAUUUACAUUUUAAUGCAGUAGAUAAAGAAAAUGAAAUGUUCACUGGCAAAGAUGCUUGUGAAUUUUAUGGACCUCUUCUGACUGUUCGUGGCUGUGCAGUAGAUGUGAAAGUAAAUUCCAAAACAUUUGAAAUGUAUCCACAAAUGCCUUCAAAUAUUUUUGCUGUAACUCUCCUAUUUAGACACUUUGUUUUUCAAGAAAAUAAUUUCAAACUUUCUGGUCUCCAGUUUGUGCCAUUUUAUAAAUCAGAGACAUUACAAGAUGGAUUGGCAGAUCCUCUCAAUGCUGCUGCCUUUAAGUUGGAAAACUCGUCAUUUUUAUUGCCAUGGUUAAAUCUUUCCCCAAAUUCCGCAUCUUCUCUCAAAGCUAUUGGAUGCUUCUUCUCUACCUCGCAAGAAGGUUUUCUAUAUAAUCUUACCAAUGAAACCCAAUUUGUUAGUACCUAUACAUAUACUUCUGCAUUGAAAGGUGUAGUACUGGACACUUCAUUACUUCAUGCCCUCACUGACACAGGACUGGAAACUUACACAGUUCACUUGCCUCAUUCAGUUUUUCAGGGUUUGGAAGUGAUGCAUGAGAAAAGAAAUAUAGUGCCAAAAUAUGAUGAUGCAGUUUGUCUCUUAGGCUUGCGUCCUUUCUUAGGGGUUGAUUAUUUAGUGAAAUCAGAUUGUCACUUAAUUCUCGUUUCAUCUGUUGAGGAUUCAGUUUCAAAUACUGAACCUGAUGGAGGCAACAAAUCUACUUUAUAUUCCUUAAAAGAACCUGCUCCUAUUCAAGUCUUUGCAGACCUGAUGGAAGUUGCUGAAUGUCAGAAAUCUGCUAGUCCUAACACUUAUUAUCAUCUUUUAAGUGAGGCACAUGUGAUUCUACGUACUGAAAUUUUCUUCGAAAACUAUGAUAAAGAAGUCGAAACUUUAUAUAGAAAAUCAUGUUUAAUGUUAGCAGAUUAUUUCUUAUGCAAUGAAUCAACACAAAAGUUAUUUUCCAUUCCAUAUUAUCAUUUAUCUCAACUUUCUGCAGAAAACAUUAUUAAAAGAAUUUUGGAAUUUCGUCAUCAGCUAAAAUUGACCAACAUUUUUCAGUGUUUGGUAUUUUAUAUGGAUUCACUUCUCUUUGAUGAAAAGCCAUCAACUGUUCUUACUUUAUCUCAAAGUACUGCUGAUUUGAUUUUAUCUGCAUAUUCUGAAGAAGCUCCUGAAAUGUUGUGGAAAGUCAUUUUGUGCUCAAAUUUUGAUAGUUAUAAGCUUGAAAAAGCCAUUUUGAUUCUGAAGCGAAGACUUACUAACAAACGACAACCUCUUAGUCCAAUAAGUAAUGCAGCUGAUACCACAGCAUUAGUGUAUCUUCUUCUACAAAAAAACAAUUCUGAAGCAGCUCAGAACAUGAUCAUGUCUCUCGCAAAAGCGGAUCUUCUCACCAUCAUGGCUAGCAUUGACGCUAAACUUUGGGAUGGAAUGAAUUUAACAAACUUUGGAAAAUUUCUGAAGCAAAUGAGGCCAGAUGCUUUCAUUGAAUUACUGGUUAUCUAUAUUGAUUCAAGGAAAUUUCAGAUUUCAGAAAUUUUGCAGUUUCUUCAAUCUGAAUCGCCCAAUACAGAUCUUCACUUGGUACCACUUCUAAAAGAAUUUUUGGAAGCAGUUUUAAGUGAAAAGUCUAUGUCAAAACAAGUUGAUUCCUUUGUAUUGAAUCUUUUGGUGAAAAUCUAUUUGAAAAGAUUACUUGCACCCAAAAAAAAGUCUGCUUUUGGCUCAACUAUUUUGCCUAAUUCAAUGGGUUCCUUUACAUUAUUUUUUGGAUCCAGAGCCUCUUGGUUGAAUGAAAUGCCACCUUUUAAUGGUAGAGGUAUCACAAGAAAUUGUUUGUUAUCUCCUAAAAUAGAGAGUAUAAAGUCUGUUGAUUCUGAUCCAACCUUCUGUUGCUGUUGGAAUUGCAAUGAAGAUUUAUUGAGAAUGCAGUCUCUUCUUUCCUAUUUGGGGCCUUCUGAGGAUAUAAAAGGCUUAGUUUUGGACUUUCUAUGUUCAGCCAAGGACCAAAUUCCAAACUGGCUGAGCAUAGAAGUGAUGUGCUCCAGUGAAGCCAGAGCCAUCAAGCUACUGAUGGGAAUGGCACCAAAGGCCCUGUUAUCAUAUGCUACAGACACUUUUGAAAAUGAUAAUGAAAAGUGGUCUAUGCUAUUUACUUUCUUGCAUGAGUACAUGAAAAAUAUUCCAGAAGAUCAUCCAGAUGUAGAAGUUUAUUCUCAAACAUUUUAUGCUGUCCUUCGACAUCUCGCUGAGCACCUGAAUCCGGUGGAAUUCUUGGCUCUUCUUCCCAGAGGUGAGAACCCCGUCUUUUUGCCACACGUGAGACGCUGCGUGGAGAAGCACCAGGCAGAACAACUCAAGGUCAAAAUCGUGUCUCUGGGACAAGAGAUUAAAUCGAUGAUGCUCUGCCAGUAACUUUUCACUCUUUAAAUGUUUAAAAGAAUCAGUUAAUAUUGUGAUCAAACAAGAAUUUCUUCAAAUAAUCAGAUUUAAUUUGGUUCAGCAGUUCUUUGAUAAAUCCAAUAUUACCUCGCCAAUAUGGUUGUGCAUGUGCAGAAGGCAUAUAGUUGUCCCGUCCAGACAAAUUCUUGUCUUAUGCAAAAGCUACUUAACUUUAACAAGUUUUGAACUUGUUGAUAGAAAAGGGCCGUAUUGUCUAAUCUAAUUUAGAAAUCAUUAUAAUUGUUCUUAAUUAAUUUUUAAAGUAUUUAUUUAGUGAUUAAUAAAGGUUUAUUCCUAAAUAUUUGUUAAAUAAUAUGAUUAAAGAAUGUUAUUUUCUACUCGCCUCAUUCGUUUAGGGAUGUUUGGCAGUUGUGGUUUGAUUUAUAGACAGAAAGAAUGCUAUCCCCCCCCUUUUUUUUUCAGAAUUCGAUUCUGUUAGCUACACAAAAAUUUAAACUUGAUGACUGCAAUUUAUUAAAUUUUUCUUAAGACUUUUUGGCCGAAACUGAUUGUAAAAAGUAUUUAUAUUUGCAUUAAUAUUAUAAUUCCUUUUUGAUUUGUCGCUUAAAAUUUGUCGCUUCCAAAGAUUUGUCGCUUAAAUAAAUCAUUUUGCAUAUUUACGUCUCAAUUCUGAAAAAAAAAAAAAAUAAAAUGCUCUUAUUAGAAUACAUUUUUACUUUUUUUAAUUAUGGUUUCCAUUUUGAUAAAACUAAUUAUGUUUAAAUUAUUAUUAUUAUCUUUGUGAAGGGAUCUUUUAUAGAAUGAAAAAUACUAAAAUUAAACAGCUAUUAUUUUUAUAAAUUAUGUCUUAUCUGUAAAUCUGUUUUACAAGUUGAAAGUAUUUAUACAUUUAAAGAGAUCAGUGAAUUUUAUCUUGGCUGCUGCUACUUUUAUAAUAACUUCAAAAUACUUGUAAGGAGUUUGAAAUGUUGACUUUCAGUGUUGGCAGCGAGCGAUACAUGCAAUAAAAAUGCUCUUUCUACAUGUGUGUAAACAAGAAACAUUGAGUAAGUAAAAGGUUUCUAUUAUAAAUUGCUUGUAAUAGAAACCAUUACAAGAAAUUCUUAACCUCUUGGGCGAUUUUUAUAAAACUAACCCAAAUCUCUUUAACAUUUGGUGAUUGCACAUCUGUAAAAAUUGCAUGAAAAAACAAGGGUGCAUGUAAAUAAAAUUUCAGAAAAAGAUGUGUGUUGCAUUAGUAGGGUUGCCACUCAAAUCUGGGAAAAUAAAUUCCCGAUGUUCCCCUGUAAGUAUAUGCAAUAUAAGAGGAAAUGUGUGAAAAGCACUUAUGUGUUAAUUAUAAUGGAAUAACAAUACACCAUAAUUGUAAUGUGUGGAAAAAGCAGGGAAAGAAAGCAACAAUUUAACAUUAUUCGAAAUAAUAGUAUAUUAAAUGAAUCUUUACAUUUACAUACAGAAAAAGCAAUUUUUAUUUAUUACCUAGAACUUAGCAAGAUAAAAUUUACAUAUUAAGGGGGAGGGAUAUUGAUUGCUUCUCAUGCUCUUUAAUUGUUAAUUAAAGAACAUUAGAAAAGCACUUAAGAACUCAGAUGAAAUAAAACAAAAUAAAAUUUUUCUAUCAAGAUACAAAUCAUUUAACAAAAAAAAUAAAUUAUUAAGCACAUUUUUUUUUUAUUUAUUUUUGCAACUACUUCAGAUUUUCCAAUCAUCGGUUUAAUUUUUUUUAUUUUAAGACGGUUCCCUUUGCAAUGCUGUUUUGUGUUUGUUGAACUCCUUUACUUUUGUCAGAACUUUAUUUCCCCUCUUCUAAAGCUUCAUAAUACUCAAAUGUCACACAUGCUCCUUUAGCAUAAUGAAGCAAAUCGUAUGAGAUAAGAUCAUUUAAAACACCUUCAUAAAUUUAUUGUAUUAUAUACAGUUCUAAGAAUCUUCUUUCAGAUUUUCAACAAGUAUAACCUUUUUAAUACUAAAUCCAAUGAAUUUUUGAAUAUGCGUUCAAAUGUUUUUUCAUAGUAUUCUUUACAAACUUAAGACUCUACAAAAAAUCUUUGUUUUUCAGCUUCAGUAUCUCCACUAAUAAUUAAGUACUUGGAAUCACUAUUCUGAUAUUGGUAUUUUUUCUCAUUCGCAGAGUUUUAGCAACAUCAAGCUCUUUCAAAAAUAAAUUGUUUAAAAUUUUUACUUCUUUAAGCGUUAUUUUUCAUUAACUGUUUAACAAGCAUAAAGCGAUUUUCAUAUAAAUAAAGCAUUAUUGGUUGAUUUCUGAAUUUUUUAAAGAAAUGACUGAGGAAUGUCAGCAAAAUAAGAGAAGCUAAUUUUAGCCAGAAUCAACUUAUUACAAGCAUUUAUCAUAUUAUCACUCAUGGCAGAUACAGGCAAAAAAAUUUUUAAAUCAAAUAUAUGUAUGUAUUGCUUUAAAUGGUCAAAAAAAUUUUAAAGCAUAUUCAAAAACACUGACAUUUUCUAUCCAGCGGAUAAAACAAAGCUUCAAUGGAAAUUCGGAGGAACCAGUAACUUAAAGGUAAUCAGCUCUUCUAAUUGGAUUAUCUUAAAAUAUGAAUUAUCUUUAAAUCCAUUCUACUGAUUCUAAGAGCAGUGUAAGCACCAAGAGCAGUUCUUACACUGCUCUUAGAAUCACAUCUGCUCCCAAUUAGGUAGAUUUAUGUUCAUAUAGAAAUGCUCAAUGGAGUAUGAGAAAUCCAUCCAUACUAAUUCAUAAAAGUAACUGUAUGACUUGAAGUAACUUCUUUAAAAUUCUCAAACAAUUCUUGAGCAAUGGUAUGCCUUAAAAAU
Molecule: messenger RNA, 6173 nt
Organism: Argiope bruennichi
Lineage: Eukaryota; Metazoa; Arthropoda; Arachnida; Araneae; Araneidae
Product: BLOC-2 complex member HPS3-like
Exons: 21
Coding region: 135-3392 (1085 amino acids)
Biological process (GO): organelle organization
Cellular component (GO): cytoplasm
Source: RefSeq, a predicted model, not a curated record